Messenger RNA from Phytophthora nicotianae INRA-310, 2354 nucleotides. RefSeq lists its product as hypothetical. The coding region runs from base 480 to 2306 and encodes 608 amino acids. The record is from RefSeq and is a predicted model, not a curated record. The transcript is spliced from 3 exons. NCBI's taxonomy places the organism in Eukaryota, Oomycota, Peronosporomycetes, Peronosporales, Peronosporaceae.
UUUGAGCAGCGAUUCAAUAUUGACUUGGAAGUGCGCACCAAUUCAUAGUCCAUGAGCAAACAAGGAAGCGAACGAGCUUGGGAAGCGAAGGCGUCUAGCUGGGGAAGAGACAGCGGUGGGGCCUGCCUUGGAUUUGAGGCAGGAAGCCACGCACGCGCCGCGGAGGAAGAGGAAUCACUGCGCUGCGGCUCCGGGUUUGUCCGGCUGUUAACAACAACUUGUUCCCCCUUCGGAAAUAUCCGAGACAGCGGUACCACCGAAACAGUCGCGCGAAAGUGACGCGAAGGUUGCACCAGUGACAGACCUUGCAGGAAACGCCAGCUUGUUGAAGCAGUGGAUCAAUGUAGCGUCGGAAGAUAUCGAUAAGGUCAUGUUCGCACCGAAAAGGCCAACUAGCACUCGCUAAUAAUACUCGAGAAUCUCUCGAGAAUUGUUAUUAGUACAGUAGUGGGGUCGGGUCAAUUGAGAGAUCGUGAAGAAUGGCGGAAGUUCACAUGGGCAUUGCAGAUAGUCGCUAUAUGUUGGCCGAAGUGGAUCGACUGAAGUCUCAAGUGCAAGAACUACGAGCUACCGGUCGCGUUGCUCAGGAAGAACGAGCGCGAACAGCGGAGCUGCUAGCAUCUUUCGUGACAAGAGCUCAGUUGGAUGCUGCAUUAUCCACAAAAAUAUCGCUGGCUCAUGUGGACGCUCAGAUAAACACCAUCAGAUCGGAAAUGGCAGCGCUCUUGGCCCAGAAGGCAGAUCUUUCGUCGCUGGCAACGUUACAAAGCACCAAGCUGGACGUGUCCGUGUUCGAUGCAAAUGCGUGGGACCUGAACAGGCUUCGCGUUACAAUGGAGCAGCACGUCCGAGAUCUUUUUGCAACUUUUGCACGACAAGUGGAAAACCAAGUGAAUACGAAGCUGGGGAUCGAAGAUUUCAAUCGAGUGUUUAAUCCUGAAGCUACGGGUCAGAAGGCAUCGCUGGAGACCGCAGCUUUGCGAUUCUCGAAAAUGACGGACCAGCUUGAAUCCCUCAGCACCUACGUUAAUGGAGACCGCCAGCGUCAACAGCAAGUGGCAGAGCUAAACGUGAAUAUGUUGGACCUCACACGCAAGCAGACAGCGGCUCGUAAUUCCAUUGUGCAACUUGAAAGUGCUGAGCAAGCUUCAACAGCCCAACUUCGAGCCUUGGAUGAGCAAACUACUCAAGCCAUUGCGAACCUCCAAUCUCUAACAGCAACACUAAGUGGACUCCAAACACAGACACAGGCGGACAAGAGCGCCCAAGACGCAAGACAAGUACAGCUCGUCAAUAAUGUUAAGCAAUUGGAGGCACACAGCGAGCAUCUCACAAAGACGCUGAGCGAAUUCGACCAAUUUGCGCGUGCUGGUCUUGUGCAUGCAAUCGAUGCAAAACUCAAGGAUAACAGCGAAAAGCUACAGAAUGAAUUGAGAAAGGUUAGCGCAACGUGCGGGCAGCAGUCUCAACAGCUGAAUCAGCGGAUGAGCAAGGCCAAAGAUCUUUUGAUGUAUCACAAAGAGCGACUUGCACAACUGGAUGCAUGCAUUCGAAAACUGGCUGGCCUCCUGAAGGAUACUCAAGGGGAUCUCAACAAUGUUAAAGGGCCACUUGCAACGCUAGCGACAAAUCUGCAAGAGGAAAAUGUGGCAAUUCUACAGGAGAUAGAGCGAAGUCAGGUAUGGGCUGGAACGAAUUGUUUUGGAUUACAUGUGUCAUAUCACCCUAUUGUGCGUAAUGAUCUACAGAAUGGCACGCGUGAUAUCAUGUUGGACUACAAGGAUCUACUGGAGAGAGAAAAGAACUCUCAAGUGUUUGUACCGCUACCGUCUCGGCCUUCGUCGUCUUCUACCUGCACGAACGAUGCUGCAUCAUCGAGUAGAAAGCACAAGCAGCAAAUGUUACUUGCCACGAAAGCUGCCAACCGACCUCACACGUCAAGCGGACGAGUUCAGGGGUGUAGUACACCCAGUGGCGCCUUGCCUUUAGGAAUUCGACGAUCUGCCGGUGCUAUUCGUAGUACUACUUGUAGAUCACCAUCAUUACCGUGGCGAGCUCAAACGGCCGGAUCAAUACCGCAUGCUCAUUCGAAUUUCAUGGAAUCGCCCACUAGCGAUACCAAGGGUAGUUUGAAAGAGAAAUAUCCUUCUGACGAUCAACAACAAGAAGUACGGAUAGCAACCCCGCUUGGAGGACGAAGGUCUGGCCCACGCGAGUCAAAAGUCAGGAGUGACUGUUUUGGACAGGUUACUGAAAAUGACGACGGAGAAAUAUUCUACUUUCCUCAACCACUUGAGCAAGGAUAGUAUUCCAGGAAGACAUGCAAAAUGUACAUGUACAAGGUUUCCGCUGUG